CCGGGAAGAGCCAAGACCGUCGCGGUGAGGAUGGCAGAGAAAAUCCUUGUGACGGGUGGAGCUGGGUACAUCGGCAGCCACUGCGUGCUGGAGCUGGUGGAAGCCGGCUAUAUCCCUGUGGUGAUCGAUAACUUCCACAAUGCCAUCCGAGGGGGAGAUACUCUUCCCGAAAGCCUGCAGCGUGUGCAGGAGAUUGUGGGCAAGAAGAUUCUUUUCCAGGAGCUGGAUAUCCUUGAUGAGGCAGCUCUGCGGGAGCUCUUUCAGAAGCACCGUUUUUCAGCUGUGAUGCACUUUGCGGGGCUGAAGGCCGUUGGGGAGUCCGUUCAGAAACCCCUGGAGUAUUACAAGGUGAACCUCACGGGGACCAUUCGACUGCUGGAGACAAUGAAAGCACACGGGGUGAGGGACAUUGUGUUCAGCAGCUCGGCCACAGUGUACGGAGACCCUGCCUACCUCCCGCUGGACGAGAACCACCCGGUAGGGGGCUGCACCAACCCCUACGGCAAAUCCAAGUACUUCAUUGAGGAGAUGAUCCGAGACCUGUGCAAGGCCGAGAAGGACUGGAAUGCCAUUCUCCUCCGGUAUUUCAAUCCCAUCGGAGCCCAUGAAUCAGGAAGAAUCGGAGAAGAUCCCCAGGGAAUCCCCAACAAUCUGAUGCCCUACGUUGCUCAAGUGGCAGUGGGGCGCCGGGAGUACCUGAGCGUGUUUGGGGACGAUUAUAAGACAGCUGACGGAACAGGUGUCAGGGAUUAUAUUCAUGUCGUGGAUCUAGCCAAAGGCCACAUCGCUGCUCUGAAGAAACUGAAAGAAAACUGUGGCUGCAAGAUCUACAACCUGGGCACAGGCAGUGGUUACUCUGUCCUGCAAAUGAUCAAAGCCAUGGAGAAAGCAUCAGGAAGAGAGAUAAAGUACAAGAUCACUGCACGGCGGGAGGGGGACAUCGCCGCCUGCUACGCUGACCCCGCCCUGGCCGAGCAGGAGCUGGGCUGGAAAGCUGCCUUCGGGCUGGACAAGAUGUGUGAAGAUUUGUGGCGGUGGCAGGUGCAGAAUCCCACAGGCUUCAGCAACAACUAG
Messenger RNA from Emys orbicularis (European pond turtle), 1074 nucleotides. RefSeq names its product UDP-galactose-4-epimerase (gene GALE). Gene Ontology annotation, molecular function: UDP-glucose 4-epimerase activity. Lineage: Eukaryota; Metazoa; Chordata; Testudines; Emydidae. Gene Ontology annotation, cellular component: cytosol. Gene Ontology annotation, biological process: beta-D-galactose catabolic process via UDP-galactose, Leloir pathway. Bases 31 to 1074 code for a protein of 347 amino acids. The record is from RefSeq and is a predicted model, not a curated record. The transcript is spliced from 11 exons.